AUGCAGCAGCUGCAGGCGACGCCGCACGAAGUGCUUUUUGAACCGCCCGCCCUGCCUGCCGUGACCGUCAUAACAGCCAGCGGGGAUGAUGUUGACGCCACCGCCGCGCCGACCGGAGCCGUUGGCAGCGCGACGCUAGUGCUCCUAGUGACCGAGGCGCAGGUGGCGGGUUUUGCGGGCAGAGAGGAGGCGCCCAACCCGCAGCCUGGCAGGGUAGCAAGCCCACUUGACAGCUGGGAUGAGUCGUCCAAGGCUGCACUGUUUGCAAUCCAUAGCCACAGCUUCGAGGGCAAGCAGGGCCAGGCCAUGCCGCCGCUGCUGCUGCGUGCGGACGGCGGCGACGCGCCGCCGCGGCCUGCGCUCCUCCUGGGGCUGGGGAAGCCCCCCCUGGCCACCAGAAGCUGGGGAGACACUCCGCUGCACUCCGCCGGCCUCGCACUGGCCGCCGCCGCCAAGAGCCACGGACUGCAGUCCGUGACGGUGCCCCUGCGGGGCCUAACGCCGCUGCUCGCCACGGCCGGGCCCGCAGGCGCGGGGGCGGGAGAAGAUGCAGCGAGCGGCGCAGCGGCGGCCGUGGCGGCUUUCGUGGACGGCGCAAUAACGGGUCUGUACGAGGGGAAUGUCAGAUACAAGAGCAAGCCCGCGCCGAAGGCGAAGCUCAAGUCCAUUACGCUGGUGGCGCCCGCGGAGGCCGCCGCCGCCACCAGAGGUGGCGCCCCCGCGGCGGCGCUCGUGGCGGCGGCCGCCAAGGGUUUGGCCCUGGCGCGCGCCAGGCUGUUGGCGAGGUUUCUGGUGGAGGCGCCCCCCAACGUGUGCACGCCCUCCCACCUGGCCCGCGCCGCCGCCCACAUCGCGGCCGCUGCGCCCGACCGCUUCGACCUCAAGGUCCUUGAUGAGGCAGAGUGCCUGGCCCUGGGCAUGCGGCUGUUUGUGGGUGUUGGUCGCGGCUCGGACGAGCCCCUGAAGCUGGUGCACCUCACGUACAACCCCCCAGGGGAGGUUACGCAAAAGAUUGCGCUGGUGGGCAAGGGCCUCACGUUCGACUCUGGCGGCUACAACAUCAAGGUUUGGGCGCGGCAGGGGUGUUUCGAGGGUUUACGGUUUAGGGUUUAG
Molecule: messenger RNA, 1113 nt
Organism: Monoraphidium neglectum
Lineage: Eukaryota; Viridiplantae; Chlorophyta; Chlorophyceae; Sphaeropleales; Selenastraceae
Product: putative cytosol aminopeptidase
Exons: 7
Coding region: 1-1113 (370 amino acids)
Biological process (GO): proteolysis
Cellular component (GO): cytoplasm
Molecular function (GO): metalloaminopeptidase activity; manganese ion binding
Source: RefSeq, a predicted model, not a curated record